Messenger RNA from Biomphalaria glabrata, 5286 nucleotides. RefSeq names its product cap-specific mRNA (nucleoside-2'-O-)-methyltransferase 1-like. Gene Ontology annotation, biological process: 7-methylguanosine mRNA capping. Gene Ontology annotation, cellular component: cytoplasm; nucleus. Lineage: Eukaryota; Metazoa; Mollusca; Gastropoda; Planorbidae. The record is from RefSeq and is a predicted model, not a curated record. Gene Ontology annotation, molecular function: protein binding; methyltransferase cap1 activity; nucleic acid binding. The transcript has 22 exons. Bases 143 to 2614 code for a protein of 823 amino acids.
UUUAUCCUCAGCAGUUGAGAGAUCUGGCUAGAGGAAAAGGGAAAAGAAAUGUUACUUAUUUUCGAUUUCUAUUUUUCCCAGAAAAUACUAGACUAGCUUUACCUAGUUAUCUUUUGUUAUACUUUUUUUUCAAUUAAUAACAAUGUCAACAUUAACAGAUUCCGAAGAUGAGGCUGAUCAUCGCCCAUCAUUUGGAAGGGCUACGGCAAAGCAAGAACAGUUCAACAAGAAGCAUUCACCAAAGAAAUUCCCAUUUUCAAAACGACCUUUUGCCAAGGUCACAGCAGAUGGAGAUGCUAGCAAGAAUUUUGAAAUGGACGACAGCCAAAUACCAUCAAAAUUUGUCAAAAAAAAGGAAACCGGUCAAAUUGAAAUGUCAGAUGCAGUUAGGAAAAUGAUGGCAAAAAUGGGUCACAAAGAAGGGGAAGGACUUGGUAAACAUGGCCAGGGUAGAACACAAAUUGUAGAAGAGUCUAAACAGAGAGGUCGCAGAGGUUUAGGUAUGGUAGUGCCUGGCCUUGAACCUUCUGAUAUUGAAUGGGACUUCAGUAAAGAAGAGAUUGUCAUAGAUGAGGAAGUAGAAUGGCUGCCUCCGUACACAGGUCCCAUGCCAGAUUUGGAAGAGUUCAAAACCUGGAUCACUGUUGGUCCUAAAAAAAGAGAGAUUGAUGAUGAGACCACAUUUUGUUCCCAGAAGACUCUGGAACUUGUGCUGAAUGGCAAAAGUGUGUUUGAUGUGCUGGAGCCGGAAGAAAUGCGUAGAGCUAGGACUCGGUCUAAUCCUUAUGAAACAAUACGUGGUGCCUUCUUUUUGAACCGAGCAGCAAUGAAAAUGGCAAAUAUGGAUGCAAUAUUAGAUUUUAUGUUUACUAAUCCUAAGGACGCCAGUGGGGAACCACUGGUGAGCCCCAAUGAACUUCUCUACUUUGCUGAUGUGUGUGCUGGGCCUGGAGGGUUCAGUGAGUACGUACUGUGGAGAACAAAGGGAGAAUCCAAAGGUUUUGGGCUCACCCUGAGGGGCAGCAAUGACUUUAAGCUGGAGGACUUCUUUGCAGGACCCCCUGAAAUGUUUGAGCCACAUUAUGGUGUUGGUGGGCAGGAGGGAGAUGGGGAUAUCUUCAAUCCAGCCAAUCAAGCAGAGUUUGCCAAGUUUGUGUUAUCUAGUACUGAUGGCAAGGGAGUUCACUUUGUCAUGGCUGAUGGUGGUUUCUCAGUUGAGGGCCAAGAAAACAUUCAAGAGAUCUUAUCAAAACAGUUGUACUUGUGUCAGUUCCUGGUUGCAGUCAUGGUCCUUAGGCCAGGUGGAAAUUUUGUCUGCAAGUUGUUUGACCUGUUCACACCUUUUAGUGUUGGCCUCGUCUAUUUGAUGAACAUGAUAUUUGAGCAAGUGGCCCUUAUUAAGCCAGUCACCAGCAGACCUGCCAACUCUGAGAGAUAUAUUGUGUGUAAGAAUCUGAAAGCCAACAAAGAUGCCGUCCAACAGUAUUUCCACAUGAUCAACGUCGAUCUCUGUCGCUACCUAUCUGCAGUAUCCAAUGAUGACAUAUUGCAUAUAGUGCCGUUGAAUACAAUGAUAAAUGAUGAUUCCUUUUUGAACUACAUUGUCAAUUCAAAUGAGAAGUUUGCAAAGAUUCAAGCUAUAAAUCUUAAGAAGAUAGAAGUUUUUACAAAAAACAGUCAGCUGUAUGAAGCACGGCAGCCUGAGGUGCGAACUAAAUGUUUGGAAAAAUGGAAGAUUCCUGAUCAGUUAAGAACUCCUCCAGGUCGACCGGACCCUAAAGCUACAAUCAGAGAACUCCUUAAGGGUUCUGAUUCUAUUUUUGAAAACAACACAGAGAUUUUAACUCACAGUAAACUGAGUUCAAUCACUAGCCUAUACAAUUACAGUUGUUUAGUUAGAGGAGAAGGAGCUAGUUAUUACCUUUUAGGUUGUGGGAGAUCAAACUGUUACAAGUGGGAGGGUAGAGGAGCCAUGAACUGGCACAGGGCAGAGAGACUGGAGCUGCCCAGCAAGACGCUGCUAGAAGUCCAGUCUUUCACAGAACUGAAAGGAGAGGGCAAGGGUCAAAAGAAAAUCACCACCAAUCAUGUGCUGGAUGCUUUCUUUCUUUGUGGAGCUGAUGUCAGGGAGAUGUCAUUUGAGAAAAGGCAAGAGAAGUUAAAAAAAUUUAUCAAAGGUCUAAUGAAACCAACACGCUCAGACUUACAGCAGCUUGUCACAAUGACUAUAUUUCCACUUCAUAAAUUUGAACAGAUUUUUGAAAGACUCAGCAUGAAGCUGGUGAAAGGGGUGAGCAAUCCCAGAUUGUGUUACAGGACAGAUUCUGGGAGUUAUUUCCAUCCAACUGGUCUAGACAUCAUCAGAACAGUCAAAGAACCAUGGACCAAGUGUAUCAGCAAAUCAACAGGCAACUUUUACUGGUUCAACACAAAGACUAGACAGUCUGUGUACGAGUGUCCAGCAGAGGCCAGAGCCACAGCCAGUGACUGCAAGAAAACAUUGUUGCAUUGGCGCUGGGAACCUGGGGUCAAAGUUCAUCCUGACCAGGAUCAGGAAAAUCCAGAACUUAUUAGUAAAUCCCAUUUCAUUGAACAUCUCAACAAACUCAAGUGACCUCCCCUGGACUUGUUGUAUGCUCUUAUGUUGGUUUCUGUUGAAGGUCAAAAGAAGUGAAUAGAAGAAUGGCAGCUGUUCCAUGUAUAUAAACACUGACAGGACGGAUCUGAACAGUUAUAUUCCAGUUUGUUCCCUUGACAUUGCUGUUCUAGUUUUUGAUGAUAUUUGUUGCACUUGAUGAUGCUCUCUUGUAAAUCUUUAUUGAAUUGUGUCCAUUGAUUUUGGAAAAAAAAAAAGAUUUAUUGUUGGUUUGAAUUUCUUCGUUACUAUUUUAUGUAUGAGUUACAGUGCUGUGUGUAUGUGUGCUGCUUAACUGGGUGUAACAAAUACAAUUUGUAUCGUUGGUCACCAAAAGUAUGAAAGAAUCUUUAAAAAUUUUUAUGUGGUUAUCAAUAUAUUUUAGAUAGAAAAGAUUGGACUUUUGUAUUUUAAGUGCCUGUGUCAGUUAAGUCUAUUUACAAUUUCAGCUUACAAUUACAUUAUUAUCUUUGUUAAUAACAACCAUCAUUGUAGCUCAUAUUAAUUCUGCUAAGGCCUACUCAUUUUUCAUUAAUUAAUUAUAAGAAACGCUAUCCAUACAUACUUACAGCGCAAACAUUUUUUUUUUUCUUUUCUUCACUUAGCUGUGUUGCUAAAAAAGUAUCAGACCAUUUAAAAAAUAUUUAUAUAAGAACCACAUUUAAUGGAAAAUUUCUUAUGUAUUGUAUUGAAAAUUGUAUAGUUAAUGAAGGUUUAUAAUAAUUUUUGUAAACUAACAAAUCACUUUUAAUAUCACUUUUUAAAAAAAUCCAUACACAGUCAUUAGAACUAUUGUAACUAAUGUUACAAUUUAUUACAAAAUGUUUGUUUCAGCUGUAAACAGUAGUAAAGUUUGUUGGUGUGGAAUUUGUUUUACUGAAGUAGAAAUUUUAUCAUGUUUUUUAUUCAUGUCAAUAUAUUGUAAAGAUGUUGCUUUCAGCCAGUCUACCCCCCCCCCCCCCCCACAUUACUGUCACUAUUGUAAGACUGCAAUCUACAUGUCCUUUUAAAUGUGUACUUUAUGUGGUAUCAGUUUCUCAAUGCAACAUAAAUAUACAUUUAGAUUAUUUACAAUACAAUAGUCCAAGAACUAUUUAAGGACAUUGUAUUUUGUAUCUGGACCCUAUCCAUACAUCAGUACAAAUAGGAUUAGAAGUAGUCCUUUAGGAGACCAAGUGGUCAGUUUUGCAUUUUCUUCUAGCCUAGAUAUUAUUUUUGAGUAUAUUUUCAAUGCAAGAAAAAAAAAAAGAAUAGAAUUCAGAUGUAUACAAAGCUCAUUGGGUUGUGAGGUCUUACAAAGUUUCAAAAAGAAUCAAACAUGUCCUAACAUCAAAAUUCAUUAUCAGAAGAACAGAGUUCUCAACUGCUUUUAUUGCACACUUGAACAGAACAUGAUUUUUUGUAAAUAUAAAUCAAAUGAAUGCUUCUAUUUUCAGUUGUAAGAGUAAAUUGCUUCAGAAUGUUUGCUUUCAAUUGAUGCAUGCCACAAAAUAAGGUCAUUAUUGUUACUUACUUAGCACGAGUACGAAGAAGAAAAAGUUACUUACCACAAACACAGUUAGAUUAAGGACAGAUUUUUACACAAACUUUUCUCUGUCUGUCUGGUACAAAUUUUAAUACAUGUAAUUUCUCCCACUUCCCUUUUCAGAUCAAGUUGAGAACUUUGCGCAAUUAUUCAUUUUCCUUAACAACAUAUGAAUCAGUGAUGCCCAAAAUACGGCCCUGGCCUGGGGCAUGGUUCCAUAUGGCCUGCAAUUUGGUUCCAUAUGGCCUGCAAUUUGGUUCCAUAUGGCUCGCCAAAACGUUAGCACAAGGUGAAGAAAAUUCCCACCCUCAAAAAAAAAAAAGAUUGAAAAAUAUAUCUUUUAUCUACGUUUGGGCCCUCACUAUUUUUCUAAUGGAUUGGUACCAUGACCUUAUACAUUUGUGUGUUUAUGAAAUGGAACUCUGAAUGUAGAAUCUACCAGGAAAAGUGAACAGAUCUUUACUUUUUUGUGGAACAUGUUAUAAGCCAACAUAUUUGUUCUAUUAAAAAAAAGUGUGACUUUAAAAAAAAAUAUUACAUAAACAGCAUUAUAAAACAAAUAGGACGGCAUUCUUGGUUUGAGCCGCGAAUAAAAUAUUUUUAAACUACACCUAGAAAUGUGGCCCGUGACACAAGUGUCUGAAAUUAAAAGGGCCUGUAGAUCAAAUAAGGUUGGGCAUCACUGAUAUGAAUCAAUUUAAAAAAAUGAACUAAAUAAUGGUACUUGACUAAUUUUAUAUGAUAUAGGAAAGAGAAAUCAAUUUAACAGUAUGGAAAUAUAUGGCUGUAAAUGUGUUAUUUCCCUUACACAAGCUUUUUUUUGAAGUAUCUCUUAUAUUAUUUCUUGUGUACUGUCAGGUUGUCAGGCUUGGAAUGUAAGUAAAGUGAGUAAGAAUCAGUCUAAGGAUGAGGAUGUAAUGUAUUGUUCUGGUUGAGUCUAAGAGAGAUGCCACCAAUAAAUUCUAAUUUUAUUCAUAGUAUGAGUUACCCCACAUUCAUUUUAGUUAUGUACUCUUCAGGAGUGUGACAUUCUUUCCUCAUUCGAGUACAUUGUUUGAUUUGUACAACUGUAGUGAACAUGUUCACUUUCCACAGAUUGAUCUAUUAAAUUUGUUUUUAAAAAUAA